Molecule: messenger RNA, 5514 nt
Organism: Acipenser ruthenus (sterlet)
Lineage: Eukaryota; Metazoa; Chordata; Actinopteri; Acipenseriformes; Acipenseridae
Product: kelch-like protein 32
Exons: 10
Coding region: 1242-3071 (609 amino acids)
Molecular function (GO): protein binding
Source: RefSeq, a predicted model, not a curated record
UUGAUUUUUUCCCUCUUAAUCCUAUCUGUUCUAGUUGCAGUAUUCUGAGAGGUGCAUGCAGUAUAUUUAGGCAACAUUUUAAAUAUUUAGGCAACAUUUUAAAUGUUUAAUACUUGGCUUAACUCCAAACUAUUAACAACCCUAACAGCAAUUGUGUUUUUACAAAUGUCUCUUACCUUUAUUUUAAAUAAAAUUGGCACCUCCUGUGGAUAAAAAUUAAUGACCAAAAUUAAAGACCAGAAUUUAAAAUGUUUUUCCCUCUAAAUUGUAUUAGAACUUUUUUUUUCUGAAAGAAUUACAACUAUGCAAGCCUCUAAAUUUUUAUUUUUAUUUUUUGGUAACUUUAUGGAGUCAUUUUCCUUCUUUUCAAACACAAUUUGUUAAAUGUAUAGGUAUAAUUAAUGCUGUUCUAUAAUUAUUGUGUAAUGCCGGUAUAUUGUAGACUACAACAUUGAUGUGAUACAGCCAUCUGAAAUGUCUUUGUAUUAGAUUAGUUUAUAUCAGAUGGAAAUUGUGUCACAUAAAAGUUAGGUUUACUGUUUAAUUAUUCUUGUUCAACUACAUACAAUAUUAUAUAAAAAAGUGUAGUAUCUGCUGUAAAAUCCCUUCUACUAUAGUGAAAGCAUAGUAAAGUGUAAUAAAGCAUAGAUAAGCAUUAUAAAGCCCAUAGAGGUAUGGUAAUGCAUAUACAAAAACAUGUCAACCAUGAUAAUCUAUGAUAAAUGCAUAGUGUAACCAUGUUAAAGCAGGGGAAAGCUAGAAAAUGACAGCGCAUAAAUCCUGUGGUAAGUUUAUAAAGGACACAAGCUAAUGUGCACCCCAUUCAAGGUCAGCCCUACAACAUCCUGUUUGUGUGCAGCAUUAUAGUAACAAAUAUGGACGCAUACGCCAAAAAUAGACAUUUCAAGUGACCUCACUAAAGGUCUUUAUAAUUAAUCCCCCCUCCUCCCUAUUAAACUGAAUUGCAUGAAAGAAUCUUAAAUAAACUCCUGCUUUGUUACAUUUGAUUAAAGAAAGCCUCUAGAUUGUAAAAAGAAAACGUAUAUUAAAACAAUAGAAAGAAAAAUAAAAAGUUCAUGUUUGUAAUCGGAGCAGUACCUCGGUAAGUAGGACAAGUGUUUAGUCUCAGUGGAAUUGAAGCCUGUAGUGCUCCUGCAUUUCAAGGUCUGUACAGUGUUCACUCCCUGCUUUUCCUAUUCAGCUGGACUCCCAUGUGAUUUAGCAGAGAACACAUUCAAGAAAUGCUCACAGGUGAAAGGCUUUGCCAGUCCAAGUCUCACAAGGAUGCUGUCCUCACAGCCCUGAACCAGCAGAGACAUGAUGGGAUUCUCUGUGAUGUCACCCUGGUUGCUGAGGAACAGAAAUUCCAUGCCCACAAGGCAGUCCUGGCAGCAUGCAGCGACUAUUUCAGGGCCAUGUUUAGUCUGUGCAUGGUGGAAAGCGGAGCUGAUGAAGUGAGUUUACACGGUGUCACCAGCGUGGGAUUGAAGCAGGCUCUAGACUUUGCAUACACAGGGCAGAUCUUGUUGGAUCCCAGUGUGAUACAGGACGUGUUGGCUGCAGGGAGUCAUCUUCAAUUGCUGGAGCUCCUGAGCUUGUGCUCCCACUAUCUCAUCCAGGAGCUGAACAGCUUCAAUUACCUCGACCUGUACAAGCUGGCGGACCUGUUUAACCUGCCGCUGCUGGAGGAGGCUGUGGUGAGCUUCCUGGUGAAGCACCUGUCCGAGCUGCUCAGCAGUCGCCAGGAGGAGGUGCUGGUGCUUCCCUACCGUCUCCUCCGGGAGGUGCUCAAGAGCGACCGGCUCACAUCGCUCAGCGAGGAGCAGAUCUGGCAGCUGGCGGUGAGAUGGCUAGAGCAUGACUGCCGCUACCAGUAUAUGGAGGAGCUCCUGCAGUAUGUGCGUUAUGGCCUCAUGGACGUGAAUGCCCUCCACACUGUAGCCCAGGUGCACCCUCUGGUACAGGCCAGUGAAACUGCCACAGCCUUGGUCAAGGAGGCCUUAGAAUACCACCGCAGCCCCUACGCACAGCCCAUCUGGCAGACCCUUCAGACCAAGCCUCGCUACCAGUCUGAAACGCUUUACAUUGUGGGGGGGAAGAAGAGGGAGGUCUGUAAGGUGAAAGAGCUGAGGUUUUUCAACCCCAGGGACCGGGAGCACGUCCACAUUGCUGGAGUAUCGAACUGGAGCGAGCUAGCCCCCAUGUCCGUGGGGAGGAGCCACCACUGUGUGGCCAUCAUGGGGGACUUCCUCUUUGUGGCAGGGGGUGAGGUGGAGCAUGCCACGGGCCGCACGUGCGCUGUCAGGACUGCCUGCCGGUACGACCUGCGUGGCAACAAAUGGACCGAGAUUGCUCCCAUGAAAAACUGCAGGGAACACUUUGUGCUGGGGGCUCUGGAUGAAUACCUGUAUGCAGUGGGGGGCAGGAACGAGCUCCGCCAAGUCCUGCCUACCGUCGAGAGGUACUGUCCAAAGAAAAACAAGUGGACCUUUGUGCAGUCGUUUGACAGGUCACUGUCGUGUCAUGCUGGGUGUGUGGCUGAUGGUCUGCUCUGGAUAUCAGGUGGUGUAACGAACACUGCACAGUAUCAGAACAGAUUAAUGGUGUAUGACCCAAGUCAGAACAAGUGGAUUAGCCGCAGUCCAAUGCUGCAGAGGAGAGUGUACCAUGUAAUGGCACCGGUCCGCAGAAAGCUUUAUGUCCUCGGGGGAAACGAUCUAGACUGCAACAACGAUCGGAUCCUGGUGCGGCACAUAGACUCCUACGACAUUGACAUGGAUCAGUGGACGCGGUGCAGCUUCAGUUUGCUUACAGGGCAAAACGAGUCAGGAGUAGCUGUCCACAGUGGAAGAAUAUAUCUUGUAGGAGGAUAUUCUAUAUGGACCAAUGAGCCAUUGGCUUGCAUCCAGGUGCUGGAUGUUAGUGCAGAAGGCAAAGAGGAGGUGUUCUAUGGCCCGAUGCUCCCAUUUGCUUCCAACGGCAUAGCAACCUGCUUCCUCCCAGCUCCAUACUUCACAUGCCCCAACCUCCAGACCCUGCAAGUGCCUCAUCACAGAAUCGGUGCUGUGUAAUAAAAAAAAAAAGCAUUGAACACAUCUGCAGCCUCAAGAUCCAAUGUGACAGGCCAGCAGAAACAUCCUCUAAACAAACCAAAUGUCUCUCAUUUGCAGUGUAACUUUCUGCAGCAUAAAAGCCGAAAAGACUGUGGGUCUCGCUCCCCAGAAGUGAAUGUUGGAAAUGGAUGAUGCAGCCUCGGCAGAAACACAGACAUAUACGUACGGAGCCUCAGUGUAAGAGUGUAGAAUGGGCCCUAUUAAAACAAAAGCCAUAUUUAAAGAGUUUCAGCAAUAGUACAAAUGUAUUAAAUGUAUGUAACGGGUAGAAAAUGAAUCAUUCCACCACCCACAAAAAACAGCAAACCUGUGAAAUUUGCAGAUCUGCAAUACAGGUUAACAUAUGUAUUUUAUUUCAGUUAUCAUUGAUACAAAACUGGAUUUGGUGAAUAACCUGACAAACUUUAUUUAAUGCCAAAAACAAGCAACUUUAACCUGCUCACUCAGACUUUCAUUGUAAGCAACUGUGACAAGGUAGCCGAGUAGAUGACAUCCCCAGACCAGAUAGCUGACAGAGACACACACACAGGUACUACAGGUGAAAAGCGCACAGCAGCGCCGUUUUUAUUAAACAAAAAUAAAUAUUUUAACAAAAACAACGCACAGAGCAAAAUAAAAGUCUAAACAAAAACUGGUCAUGAACACGGACACCAAAUAAACUAGUACUGUGCUGGUCUCCCCAGGACGAGCAGCAAUUGCUUGCUUUUUACUUUUGGUUUUGUUUUUGCUUUUGUUUUUCUCUGCUCGUUCUCGUUCUCUCCUCUGAACACCCACCAGGAACAACAAAAGUUGCGAGGUUUUUUGCUUGUGACCAUCUCCAAAUUAACAGUAAAUUAAUCAAUUUCAGAGAUGGUGACAUUCUACACGAGUUUUGUUUUGCAUGGUCGACAGUCAAUCACACACUGCCGACCACGCAUUCACACGAGCUGUCUGGCAGAGACAAGCUGCUAACACCACCUCUGCCAGACCACAUUCAAACCAAACACAAUAACAAAGAAAGCACUCGUUUUAAAUACACCAUACAUUUUUUUAACUGUGUUUUAACUAAACACAAAAUACAUUUAAAUCACAUUCACCCAUUCUAAAAUCAACAAUACAUAUAUUUACAAGCAGGCUUUGCCCUGCCCCCUCUAAUUAUGUGCAGGGCUUUUCCUCUGCCCUGCCACAGCGACACACAUGGAAUUUCCCUCAAGGAGUUAAGCACUGUUUUUGUCUGAGGGGGCUGCUGUAGUUUGGGGUUGUGUUAUUUGAUUUAAAUCUUUAAAGUACAGUAUGGGAGAAAGUUGAGUGUGAAUUGAAAUCUUAGAGUUAACUGUAUUAAAUUCCCAGGUUUUGACUCCCUGCUUUAUGUCUUCACACAUUUCAAGGUACAAAAAGUCCCAAUCAAGCCAAAGAAAGCAAGCCCCUGCAUAAAUUAACAGUUUUACGACGUGAGUUUGAUGUGCUUAACACAUUUUAAUGGCCGUACAUUUUAAAACAUACUUUCAGUGGGCGUUUAUAAGUCAAACAAACUGAGGCGUUGUGAGUGCUUGAUGAUGGUGCAAGCUGUUUUAAAAUGUAAUAAGACCAGAAUAAGUGAUACCAAGAUUUAAAUUACCAAUAUCAUAAGUAAGAAAUUUAGAUUUUAUAAAGUGAGUUUUUUGUUUUAAUGUUAACUGCAUUUCGUAUACCAACAUUAUUUUCUUGUAUCUUCAAUUGAAAAAUUGAUGUCAUCAAAAUGAUUACUGAAAUGAACAUUACAGUAAAGCCUGUCUAAUCCAGUAUUUCAUGGAACCGGGAAAUUUUGCCAGAUUAGGCAGUGUGCUGGUUUCCAGAACUACUUUAAAAUGUAUUACAGUACUGUGGCAAUGUGCCCAGCCCCUGUGUGCAUUUCUGUGUUGUAUGUUGCGUGUAUAGAUAUGGCUGCACGGGAUAUAAAUGGGUGUGUGCAGCACGAGUUAUUUAAAAUGUAUAAUUGUAUUUAGGCACGGGAUUGCACAUCACUUCACGUGCAUUUUAAGUAUACAAUAUGCGAGCACGAGGUUGCACAUAAUUAAUUCACGUGCUGGGAUUCAAGUGAUAAUUAAUUAGUAAUUGAAUCCCGGCACAACAGUAUAUAUAUGUGCACGUUUCAUUCACUCGGGGUUGUGUGUUCGGUGAGUGGAGAACGGGAGAGAGAGAAGGAGAAAUAAAUUAAUAACAAUUGCUAUCGCGUGCUGGUAGGACCAGCACGAUACUUGUUUGUUUAUUUUUACUCACCGUGUUUGUGUGUCUGUCCGUCCACCGUUUGUUUAAGUGUUAGUCCGUUUUGUUUGUCUGUUUUAUUUGGCCUCAAGUGCCGUGUCCUGUUUUGUUCAACCGUUUAUUUAUUUGUUUAUUAAAAUACUGUGCGCUGCCAUUUGCGUUUUCAGUUUCAACCCCA